UGUGCAAGCAUUUUAAAAUAAACCAUGUUAACUGAGAAUUUCAUCAGUGUAUCGUCUGCUGGAGAGACUCACCAGAACACGAGGUCGCUAGAGGUAGCUUGAUGACACCAAGUUUGAGCACACAAUCAUGGGACAUGUGAUCUUCACCUCUCAGCCGGUGGAAAAUAAUCGGGAUUGGACUCAGGAAGAAAACAUGUUCAUCGAUGUGAUUAUUAACAUUACUGUAUGAAGCAAAGCAGGACCGAGUGCCGUGGGAGCUGAACGAGGCAAUGCUUACUCAUGGGGCAGGUCACUACAAUAGACUUUAAAAAGAGGAAGAAAAAAAAAAAAUGCAAAAACAGCAAAAGAAAGUUUUCAGCUCGCAUUUGCAGUUCACCCUCCUGGAGUCUGUUUGCUGUCUGAAACUACAACACGUUUCCUGCAGUGAUGUCACAGAGACCGGCUCCUUCUCUUCUUCUGCUGUUUCUGCUCAUGAUUCCAGUGUGUGUUUCAGGGGUUUCUAGUGCUGAUUGGGAUGUGAGUUACAGUCCUUCACACAUCUGUGCACUAAAGGACUCAUCAGUGAUAAUGAACUGCACUUAUACAUACCCUACUGGACAUCAGAUCAGGAGAGUGUUCUGGACCAAAGGUGCUGUAAAAGAGGAUGGAGAGUUUAUAGAUCUGUCUGAGGACCCUGAAUACAUUCAGAGGCUUCAGUAUCUGGGAGAUAAACAGCAGAACUGCACCAUCAGACUGAGUCAUGUGACACUGAAGGAUUCACACGAGUACUAUUUCAGAUUCACCACUAAUAAAUACAAAUGGUUUGGUUAUCCAGGAGUGACUCUUACUGUCACAGAUCUUCAGGUGGAGUCUCCUGAGAGAGUGACAGAGGGAGAUUCAGUCCGUCUGACAUGUAAAAGCAGCUGCACUCUGACUGACAGAGCAACAUUCAUCUGGUUCAGAAACUCACAGCCAUUAACUACAGGAAUUAUUGGAAACCAGCUCAACCUCUGGACAGUCAGCAGAGAAGAUACAGGCAGAUAUAGCUGUGGUGUAUAUGGACAGAGUUACAUCUCUCCUGCUGUUCAACUCAAUAUCAGAUAUCGUCCAGAGAAACCUGUGAUCUCCAUCAGUCCAUCUGGUGAAAUAGUGUCAGGAGAUUCAGUGACUCUGAUCUGCAGCAGUGAUUCAAACCCUCCUGCAGAAAUCAGAUGGUUUAAAGGAGGAACGUUUGUAGGAUCUGGAAGAAUCUUCAACAUCUCAAAGAUCAGCUCUGAUGACAGUGGAGAAUACAAGUGCAAGUCCAUCAAUGAACAUGGAGAGAAAUACUCUGCUGUGACUUUAAACAUCAUGUAUCAUCCAAAGAGCGUCUCAGUGUCCAUCAGUCCAUCCGGUGAAAUAAUGUCAGGAGAUUCAGUGACUCUGAUCUGCAGCAGUGAUUCAAACCCUCCUGCAGAAAUCAGCUGGUUUAAAGGAGGAACGUUUGUAGGAUCUGGAAGAAUCUUCAACAUCUCAAAGAUCAGCUCUGAUGACAGUGGAGAAUACAAGUGCAAGUCCAGAAAUAAACAUGGAGAGAAAUACUCUGAUGCUGUGACUUUAAAAGUCAUGUAUCCUCCCAGGAACGUCUCAGUGUUGAUAAACGGAUCUGGUGAAAUAGUGUCAGGAGAUUCAGUGACUCUGAUCUGCAGCAGUGAUUCAAACCCUCCUGCUCUGAACUUCAGCUGGUUUAAGGAGAAUGAAAGCUCAGCUGUUGGAUCUGGACAGAGUUUCAGUGCACUACAGAGUGGACGCUUCUACUGUCAGGCUCACAAUCAACAUGGAUCUCAGAGAUCAGACGCUGUAACUGUCACAGUUCAUCAUGGUGCUGGUAGGAAUGUGAUUGUGAUCGCAGCGUUAUCUGGAGGAUUAUUCAUCAUCAUCAUUAUCAUCAUAUUUAUAAUUCAGAAGAAAAGGAAAAACAGAAGAUCUAUAAUACAUGAGUAUGAGAAUGAUUCUCCCAGGACAGGAAGAUAUGCAGCUCUUGACCCGAAGUCAAGAUCUUCUGAUGUGUACAACACACUCACAACUGUCCAUCCCAGACCUGCUGAUCACCAGUCGGGCUCUAUUGAAUAUGAGAAUCUCAGCGUCCAGUCGCAACAUAUGGGCAAGAUAGUGGGAUAGUCCUUUGUGACUCAUUCACUGUUGGUCAUCAUCAAAAGAACUACUGCUGAACUUAGCUUACAUUAGAUUAUAUUUGAUGGAAACACGAUACAGCAGAAAUCGACACAAUACGGUCAACAGACAGUAUGUCCCCGCUACUCGCUCUUUCUACAAACAAUCCACCACAGGAAAUAGAGAAAACAGAAAUGAUCACCAGUUCACACCUGACAGGGAACCAAUAAGAACUAACAACAAAUGAAUGCUCUUCCACACAUAGUAAGACACCACGUUAAGAUGAAGCACAAGUUAAACUUUACUCAACUUUUUCACUAUAGAGUUUACAUUCUGCAGUGAAGUGACUUUUGUAAAAGAGAGUAAUGGAUUGUGCUCAUGUGUGACCAUGUGAUGAAUGAGCAACCAAAAGGUGCAUUCUGAUUGACAUGAUCCCUACAGAGUGUCCACUGCUCCCUAAGCACUGAAUAUCCGUUGAAGUGGACUUCACUGACAAUAACUGUUCAUUUGGAACACCCUACACCGUUAUCAAAAGCCCGGGACAAACUAACCCAACGGUCACUGAGAGGCGACAACACAGUCAGCUUUCAUCGCCACUAGUCUUUUUGACAUUGGCUUGGUGUGUCCCUGGCUAAAGAAAAGCAACAGAUUAUGAUAUAACACAAAUAUUGUAAUUUACUUUAAAAUGUAAAAUAUACAAAUACAUACACACACAUGAAUCUAAUAAAUAUAACCAAAAUAAAAUGCUUAUUAUAUACUUGUUUGACUAUUGCAGAUAUUGAUUGAUUAAUAAUAUAUUUGAAGCUGUACU
Molecule: messenger RNA, 2941 nt
Organism: Megalobrama amblycephala (Wuchang bream)
Lineage: Eukaryota; Metazoa; Chordata; Actinopteri; Cypriniformes; Xenocyprididae
Product: B-cell receptor CD22-like
Exons: 14
Coding region: 427-2139 (570 amino acids)
Source: RefSeq, a predicted model, not a curated record